Messenger RNA from Pteronotus mesoamericanus, 731 nucleotides. It is a transcript of the gene MIX23, whose product is annotated as mitochondrial matrix import factor 23. The record is from RefSeq and is a predicted model, not a curated record. Gene Ontology annotation, cellular component: mitochondrial intermembrane space; mitochondrion. The coding region runs from base 124 to 492 and encodes 122 amino acids. The transcript has 6 exons. Lineage: Eukaryota; Metazoa; Chordata; Mammalia; Chiroptera; Mormoopidae.
GUCCAAUAUGGCGGCGCCCAGUGGCGGUGUGAAUUGUGAGGAGUUCGCCGAGUUCCAGUUCUGGAAGCGUGAAGUUCAAGAUCAACAUCCUGUCAGGAUUGGUUUCUGGAAUUACUCAAGGUGAUGAGGACAAUUGAUGACAGAAUAGUACAUGAAUUAAACACUACGGUUCCAACAGCUUCCUUUGCAGGGAAAAUUGAUGCCAGCCAAACCUGUAAACAACUUUAUGACUCUUUGACGGAAGCUCAUGCCAGUAGGGACAGAUUCAUAAAAAACUGUAUAGCUCAGACUUCAUCAGUAGUAAAACAUCUACGAGAAGAGAGAGAAAAGAACUUGGAUGAUUUAACGUUAUUAAAGCAACUUAGAAAAGAACAAACAAAGUUGAAAUGGAUGCAGUCAGAACUGAAUGUUGAAGAAGUGGUAAAUGACAGAAGCUGGAAGGUGUUUAAUGAACGCUGCCGAAUUCACUUCAAGCCUCCAAAGAAUGAAUAAAAAGAUAUUUUUAAAAUGACCAGUCAUCUCAUAAGAGCUAAGCAUGACAGACAUCGACAAGGCAGGCUUGCUAGGAUGAUUUCUGAGCCAACAGCCCAAGAUCGUUUGUUGAUUUCAGCCCCACUUAGCCAAGACCUCACGUAUAAAUAAUUCUGAUAAUUAUGGAGAAAUCAACUACUAUUUUAUACUGAUUCUGUAAAAAAAAAAAAACGUUUUGUAACUAUUAAAAUAAUUUUCUG